Molecule: messenger RNA, 744 nt
Organism: Chilo suppressalis (striped riceborer)
Lineage: Eukaryota; Metazoa; Arthropoda; Insecta; Lepidoptera; Crambidae
Source: the annotation of a GenBank genome assembly
CCAAUUCACUAUGUAGUAAAUCCAUAACCAGGAAAAAAUAUGCUCAAAAAAUUCAAAGUGUAAAUUAUCUACAACAAGAAAAAAUUACGAAAAUAACCAAAUAUAUAAUUUAAUAUUGGCACAUGUGUAGCCCCUUUAAAACACCACGAGCAAUGUAUUCGAUUUGCCGUAUAUUGCCAUCAAAAGCCACGCAGUACGCUAGUCCUAGGAAAAUAACGAUAUGCUGCUCGGAAUAUGCUCACUUUUCCAAAUGGUGUAAAAAAGGCGGUAAGAGCAGUCGAAAUGAUAAAGGCCCAGGAGAGGGUAGUGGGCAGGAUGAUGACCCAUUGGAGCCUUGCUGUUAUGAGCCAUGCGUACCUCGAUCAAGUGAUCCACCCGGAUCAAAUAUUUAUGACCAACGUAAAUACGGCCACAACUUGCCAACGAACAACGUGAAUGUGUAUUUCCCACCCUUGCCUCAUCUACCGACUGGUAUCUUCAGGAAAGUCGAUGGAGAGGUUCUUGGCCUCGGAGCUGGCAAAUGCUGUACUUACAAGAAUCCGGAAUAUUUCUCCUUCCAUCACAUGACCUUUUACGAUAUGCAUCUCUUGAUGCGCUGCUACCGUUUACCUUGUCCGAAAUCGGGAAGAAAACCUUAGCAAUUGGUAUGGAAACUGUGGUCAUUUUUAAAUAAUUAAUGUGACCGGAACCUACUUUAACAUAACAAAUAUACACAAACAACUUCGAAAUCAUAUUUUAUUACAA